AGUUGUUCUCGACAUUCUUCAAUCACGUCAUAAGACAGAGCCUUCUGAAAUGAUUGAUGAUCCGAAGAUCCAAUACCUGGGUAGUUCUUCUUCUGAUGCUGGAAGACCAAUAAAGACAAUAAUUUUCUCUCAGUGGACAAGCAUGUUGGAUUUGGUUGGCCAUGCACUGGACCAGUCUGAUAUAGAAUUCAGGAGGCUUUAUGGGAGGUUUCAAGAGAUAGGGCUGAGAUAACGGUAAUGGUGAUGUCACUAAAGGCUGGAAACCUUGGGUUGAAUAUGGUGUCUGCUUGUCAAGUUAUCCUUUUGGAUUUGUGGUGGAAUCCAGCUACAGAAGACCAGGCAAUUGAAAGAGCUCAUAGAAUUGGACAGACGCUGCCAGUUACAGUAUUUCGCCUAACUAUUAAAGACACGGUUGAAGAUCGGAUUUUGACUCUCCAGGACGAGAAGAGGAAAAUGGUUGCAUCUGCCUUUGGUGAAGAUCAAGUUGGUGCAUCUGCAACUCGGCUAACAGUGGAAGAUCUCAAUUACAUUUUCCUUGGCAGAACGUAAUAUUAUUCAACUGUCUUCACUUAUCAUAUUUUGAAUGUGUUAUUUUGGCAGAAAAAAAGAAGUCGAAAGCACAUUAGUCAUGUUGUCUUGAAAGUUAAUUAUAAUGGCUACACUUGAUGCUUA
Messenger RNA from Impatiens glandulifera, 672 nucleotides. RefSeq names its product helicase-like transcription factor CHR28. Lineage: Eukaryota; Viridiplantae; Streptophyta; Magnoliopsida; Ericales; Balsaminaceae. The record is from RefSeq and is a predicted model, not a curated record. The transcript is spliced from 3 exons. Bases 238 to 549 code for a protein of 103 amino acids.